AUGACUCCGCUGUUAAAAUAUGAAAAUGAUGAUCUCGACUAUAGGCUUGAUGAACUAUUAUCAAACUAUUUUUGUGUAAAAAAAAUUAUCAAAGUAAAUUAUGAGCAAUAUUUACCAAAAUCAAAAAAUCAAGACGAUCAAUGGAGCUUUCAAGCCGAGUUAUCUAUAAGAAAAAAAAAUUCUAAAAGUUUAGUUGCUUUAUUUUCAAAAGAACUAUGGUGUUUUAGUAUUAAUGAUGAUCCAGUCCCAAAACCAUAUGCUUCUGAUAUGAAAACUAAUGAUAAUAACACCACUACCAAUGCUACAGAUGAAAACCAAUCCCUCGUUGAUCCAACAGACAAAAAUCUUGAAAAUAAAGAUAUGUCACUCUCAAAUCAAGAACAGAUUAAUAUUAAACAUACUAGUGUUAGUCCUACUGUAUUACCUUUAUCACUAUCAAAUGAACAGUUUAGAAAUCCAGAUAAGGUUGGUGAAUUUAAUUCACAUUUUUCAAAACCUAAUCUACCAACACCAUAUGCAAUAUUUUUAAAAGCUCUAAGAAAGACAAUUCACCUAAACAUUUGUAAAAUUUCCAAAAAUUCCUUUAUACCUUUCGGAAAUUCAUGUAUAUAUCAACCCACCGAAAAUCAUACAACUGGUGCUGACCAGUUGGUCUCCUUUGAUUCCCAUAUCUUUGAUGAUGGUCAUUUGAAUAUUUCAGUAUCUUUUAAAAAACUAAACUUUAAUAAAUUAAUCCAGUCCCCUGAAAUCCUGAAUGAUAACGAAUAUCUUUUGAAUAACAGAUCCAUUUUGUACAUAGCGCCUAGUGGGGUAAAAGUCACGUUACCCUUUUCAGAUAUAAAAGAAUGUAUAACUACCGAGCCACCAAUGAAUGAAAAGGUUAUUUUGGAAACAUUGCUUUAUACGCAUGGGAUUGACUUGACUGGCAAAGAAAACUUGAAAUGGAUAAAAGUUAUUCCUAGUUUAACACACUUAGCCGGUCAGACGUCUUCCAUCUCUUCUUAUUCUUUAACGACCCUUAGGAAAAUCAAGCGGACCAUUAGUACUAGUACCAAAUCACAUUCACCAUCACUUUCGCCAUCUACAAAUAAUGGUUUUAAUCAGACUCUGCUAAAUGUGUCAAGCACAAAUACUCAUAAUAAUAUUGGCAGAAUUAGCGCAAAUAGUGGUGUUGAUACUGCUGCUAAAAAGGGAAAUAAAUAUGACGUCAACAUCGCUGCCUCGAGCAACGUUAAUAUUAAUAAUGUUAACGAAGAGUUUGGGACCAAUAAUAACAAUAAUAAUAUAUCUCCCACAAAUGAGAAUGUUACAUUGGGAAGUGGGUUAAAAAAUAAUCUCUUGAAGAAAAUAAUUAUAUGGCCUUUAGAUUUGAUUUUUGUACAAACACCAACAGAUUCACCUGCAAGUAAAGACAAUAACUUAGAGGAUAUGGCUUUUGGUUCUCAAUUCUUCACCGUGCAAGACGCUUUUUGUUUAUUGGAUGAACUGACACAAUUAAAAUUGACUUCGACUUAUAGAAUUCCCGGCAUAACCAGUUCUAAAGGAUCUGCAGCAGCGAUGAGUAGUGGUACUUACUAUACUGAUCAAUUUUUGUUCCCCCCAUCAGCAAGUUCCAUUAAUAGUACCAAUAUCGCUGGUACUAAUCCUUAUUUAAGUGGUGGUUAUAAUACCAGGUCAUUGGGAAGCCCCCAUGUAACAUCAUUAUCAAACACAAUAAAAAAAUCACCAGCAUCAAACUACGGAGUAUCAACUAAAAACAGUCCUUUUAAACCAAGAACUCCAAUAUUAGGUGCACAAGACAAAUUUCUGAAAGAUGCUAUAACGGAAGACGACAUUAAUAACACGAGCAGUGAUACUACUAAUGUGGAAUAUGUUCAUAAAGGUGGCUCAGGCAUCCAAAACCUAAAAGAAGGAGUGAAAUCGCAAGCAGAAGAUGCCAAACAAGAAGGGGAAAAUAAUUAUAUCGAUGGUACAAAAGAUCAUGUUGAAGACAAAAGACAGGAACUAGAAGAUGAUAACGAUGAUGAUACUGAUAUGAAAGAUUUAUUUGGUGACGAUGAAGAUGAAGAAGAAAGCACUGGAGAUAAUAUCGUUAAUUAUAAUGAAAAAAUAAUAGAGGUUCCUACGGAUAUUAUAAAUGAACCAAAUAUCACCCCUUUGGGGGAGAAAUGGCAGCAUAAUUCAGAUGCUGAAACAUUACCUCCAAAUUCUAAUUUUCUUCCAAUAAUUCCUAAAAAAAGGUACUUAGAUAUACCAGUUGAUGAAAUGAUAGCAGCGGCAUCCCCCAACCUAUACAGUGAUCCAGGUGCGCCCUUGCCUAUUGAAACGCCCAAGGAAAGAAGACAGAGCAUUUUUGCUCCAUUAAAGUUUAAUCCUAAAAUUGAAUCUGGAGUAGAUAACAAAUAUAAGAAUGGUGGCAAAUUUUUUGUUUCGAAUGAUAUAUCUACCAGCUCUCCCGUGUUGCAUAAGUUGUUAGAUAUAGACAUAAAUAAUUAUGAUCUUUUGUCCAGUUCAGACGAGGAUUAUGAUGAAAAGGAAGGAAGUAAAAAUGAUAAUUAUACUACUAUUAAUAAACAUACUAACGGUGAGAUGGUGGCGGAAGACAAUUAUCCGUUUAACAUUAAGAAUAAUCAUGAGAUACCAUUGAUUAAUGCUGAUUAUUACUAUACAGAUGGCAAGGAUAUUAAUGGUAAUAAUAUGAAAAAUAAUAGCGGGAACAACAUUAAUAUCCCUUUAAAUAAUCUUAAGAUUGGUAAUUCCGUCAAUCUCGCCAAUGCUAAUAGUAUUAAUGCUGCCACUGGUAUUACUACUACUACUACUACUACUACUACUACUAAUAAUAAUAAUAAUAAUAAUAACAACAACAAUCUUAAUACCAUUACCACUAAUAAUAUUAACACUGCUGAUGACAAUAACAUUAAUAAUGAUUCCAAUGUUAAUAACAAUAAUAAUAAGAAUGCUGCCGCAGUGUUAACUAAUAAUUCAAAUCAACCUACAUCUUCUGUAAUUUCAAAUACUGUAAUCAAUGACCCAAGUUAUAUUAAUGUUCCUCCAAUCCCAGCAGCUUUUGUAAAUGAAAACAAUAAUGAACAGGGAAGUGCGUCUGAACCCUUUGAUGUUUUAGAGGUGACUAAAGGCUCCAAUUCUAUCGGUGUUACCAGUAACUUAACUUCCUCAAUGGGCAAUAAUUUACAAAAUGCAGCUAAUGAACAUUUAAUGACUACUCCGUUAUUAACCGAGGGAUCUGGGUCACCUGAAAUGGGAUGGAAACUGAACAAUGAUUCUUUGUUAGCAAAUAAUCAACUGCAGACGAAUUCUAUCUCACCAGAAAAGAAUAAUUCCUCAAAGGAAAUUAUUGACAACAAGAAUUGUGUUUCUCUCUCUUCCAACAAUAAUCAUACUAACAUUGGUAACAGAGAAAGAGUAUCUGUUCUGUCGCCACAACAACGAAAUAAAAAUGAGGAUGCCAAUGUUGUUCAACUGCGUAAUUCCAACGUUUUACAAUAUGUUUUAAGAACUAUGCCAAUAUUUUCUAUUCCUGAUUAUUUUUUAUUUGCUAAUCCAACUGUACCACACUCAAAAAAUUUCAAUUUAUUUCUAGAAACAUUAACUACUGAGAUUGUGUUCAAUAACAUUUUGAACGAAGUAUGUUUUGAAAAUACUAUAUUGUAUGAAACUUUUGAUUCUAUUAGCCCAACCUCAGAAGUACUGAAAGUUUUCAGCGAAUUGUUUGGAAGUUCGUACAGGUUACAAGGGAAUGAAUUAAUCGAUGACUUAUAUUCUAUUGAGCAACCAGAUAUUUUAUUAAAAAAGAGUCAAAAUGAUAGUAAAAUCCCCACUCCUAUAUUAAAAAUUAAAAGCGAUGUCAUUGAUUUUGUAGACGAUCUAAGAAUGAAACCUUUAAAUUUGCCUAAAAAUUUUAGCGGGUUAUUUCUGACGUCUAUGUAUAACCAAGAGUGUUUAGACUUUAUGACAAUGCUGAUGUCUCAAUACAACGACAUGGAGUUUGGUCAUUGUGAUUUGGUUCAGCUAACAAAUGAAGAUGAUCCAGGUGUCAUAUAUUUAAAAAAUUUCAACAGUAUCACAUUACUAUUGCUAGCUGCCCAAAUAGUUACAUAUUGUUUUACUCAAAAGAAACAUGAUGCGUCGCAAAACAGCCCUUUAGUUAUAUUUUUGCCAGUCUCUACAUCUGUUGGGGGGAAUAGAUCAAGGACGUAUGAUGCUUUAAAUUCUGUGGUCGAAAUGUGCCACAAUUUUACCCUGUUGAAAACUGAGGUUCUAAAUAGACUACCCACAUGUGAAAUUCUUCUAAGGCUAAUUUCUAUUGAUAAUUUUAUUGGAGACCCUUUGAAAAAUAUUAGAGAUUCUAGUCGAUUAUGUCUAUCUAUUUAUAACAUUUUACCUUCGUCUUCGUCAAAAUAUACACAUUUAGCCAAACAAAUUCCAGAAACAAUUAAAUUUGAUUUACCCUCAGGUUCAUCAGCACAUUCACUUAAUUCCCCCUUGAACCAUCACUAUGAUACAUAUGUGCAUGUUGCUUAUAGCAGAAGCAUUGAUAAGGAGUGGUUGUGUACAGCAUGGAGUUCUGUUUCAGGUGCAGAUUCGAAAGUUAAAACAUGGUACAUUGGUAAUUCUAAACCCAAGUUUGAGAGUGCUUGUAAUGAAAUAUGGACAACAACUUUAAAGUUUAUUAUGAUGCACUCAAGCUCAUUACGGACAUGUGUUGUUUUAUCAAGACUAGAUUCAAUAUUACCCGAUGAUGAAUUGAUGCAUUGGCGAAGGUUAUCCAGUAAAACUAAGCAGAUUCAUUUGGCUGUUGUUUGUUGUGGGACAAAUACUAAACUAACUUUUUGUGACGGCGAUAAGUUUCACCCUGAAUAUAAGAGACCUUUGAAACAUUUUGAAAUAUCCAGAAAUAUAGUUACAAAAAAAUUACCUAUUGAUGCGAGUGCAAAGUUUGUAGAUGGUGGUGAUAUUGGAAAUGAAAAUAAUGAGGAGAAAGAUGACGAUUACCUAAUUGUUAAUGCUAAAAACUAUAUUUAUUCUGUUGUUUUUAAGUCAGCCUUACCAUUAUCUAAUUCACAACAUAGAUGUGCGAUAAAAAGUGGUGCUUUGAUUAGAUUCAAUGGUGGCGAUGAUGAUACUAAUAAUAACAAUAACAUAGUUGAUAAAUUUGAAGUCAAUUUAUUAAAUUGUCCACACUCCGAUUCUAAGAAGUUAUUAAAAGUUAUUUUGAAACAUUUCCAUGAUUUAAGUGCAUUGACACCUUGGUAUUGUGUAUAUGAUAAUUUUAGCUUUGUACCAUGGCAUAUUUUAGCCGUAGAAAAAAUGAUUAAAAACGUUAUUCAUUUGAAAGUUGAGGAAACAAAGCAUUAA
Messenger RNA from Saccharomycodes ludwigii, 5376 nucleotides. It is a transcript of the gene SSN2, whose product is annotated as Ssn2p. Gene Ontology annotation, biological process: regulation of transcription by RNA polymerase II. Bases 1 to 5376 code for a protein of 1791 amino acids. Gene Ontology annotation, molecular function: transcription coregulator activity. Lineage: Eukaryota; Fungi; Ascomycota; Saccharomycetes; Saccharomycodales; Saccharomycodaceae. Gene Ontology annotation, cellular component: mediator complex. The transcript has a single exon. The record is from RefSeq and is a predicted model, not a curated record.